Molecule: messenger RNA, 1443 nt
Organism: Tilletiopsis washingtonensis
Lineage: Eukaryota; Fungi; Basidiomycota; Exobasidiomycetes; Entylomatales
Exons: 1
Coding region: 383-1333 (316 amino acids)
Source: RefSeq, a predicted model, not a curated record
CCCCCCCCUCCCGAAGCCGGACGCCGGUUGCGCGGGCAAGGCCGGGCACGGAGCACGAAGACGGCUCCUCGUCCACCCGCCAGCCGGUGCCGCUCACAUGCGCCUCAACUCUGGCGGGGCUUGGAUCGGCGCCAUCGCGAGAGGCUUCACGCUUUUGCCUCGAGGCAAACGCUCGCCACGGACAGAGGGUCAAGCAGAACAGCAAGUCUCAGCCCUCGCCGGCGGAGGGCGCCCGAGGUCAUGCUGGCUCCGAGUUUUGGGACGACUCCCAAGGCGGGUGGUGGACCUUUGGGCUCGCUGGCGCGGAAGAAAAGGGCGCUUGCCGACGCCUGGUGAUGGCGUCGUGUUGGCGUCAACUUAGGUGCCUCGGCGACGCCAAACGAUGGCGACGAGAGACAUCACAACACACACGCGGCGAGGCCUCCUAAGCGCACUCCUAAGCGUUCUCGGAGGCGCAAAGCCGGCACCUUGGCCUUGUGCUCGCCCUCGCUUGCCGCCGCCACCUGUAGCGGUAUACACUCGCAGCACUCCCGCUUGCUCACUCGGUGACUCAGGAGGCGUGCCCUAUCUCCUCAGUGCUCCACUGUAUCGAGCCUGGCGCUCGAUGGGCCGCCGCUGCUCUCACGCGAGUCGGCCAUCGAUCGAGCUCUUGCUGGCCCCCUGUCUUUUCGCCUGCGGGCGAGACGUUCCUGACACGAGUCGAAGGAAUGGCACGACGUGGCCCAGCUUGGAGAGCGCCGAGGAAUGCCAAAUUGAGCAUGGCCCCACCAUGCACAGAGCUCGCGCCGCGGUGCGGCGCCAAAGUCAUGGGGGCCGACCAUCGACGGCUCGUCAUGCGGGUGAACCGUGCGAAGCCGCUGCUUCGGCGAAGGCCGAGGCCGAGCGGAGCGCUGCGAGGCGAACUGCACCCUCUUGCGCCGUCGCUUUCUCUGUCGAGCGUCCAAGCUGUCAAAGCCGCACAUCACUGCUUGGGACUCUACUUGGGAGGGGGCACAGGAGUCGGAGCGGCAUCGCUGCCGGCUCUUGUCGACCCCUGCCUGCGUCUGCUGCCGCCCGAGGCAGUCUCUCAGCUGUGCGUGAUCUCCCAAACGGGCGUCGAGGACGGCCUGAAGCCUCUCACACAUCGAGAGGUCGUCACGAGCACGACGCCGCCUCGGCAUCGGCAGCUUUGCGCUUUCUCACGCAAGAGCGAGAGACGGCCAGGCGCCGGCAGCCUUUCCGGCUGCGCUCGUGUUCCGUCGCUCUCGAUGCUCCAUUCGGGCAACGCACAUCCUCGCCACUAGCUCGCCGAAGUAGCGGCUCGGUGCAGGAACGCUGUGGGGAAGCGCAUUAGGCUGCAUUGGGGGAGGAGCGAAGCCGAGAUGCGAAAAUGUCGAGGCACCUUCGACGUCGGCAACGCUGCACGCGGCUUCCCCGCGUGGGGGGGGGCGUGUCAGCAGGGUC